Messenger RNA from Oreochromis aureus, 954 nucleotides. It is a transcript of the gene hoxb13a, whose product is annotated as homeobox B13a. The record is from RefSeq and is a predicted model, not a curated record. Bases 1 to 954 code for a protein of 317 amino acids. Gene Ontology annotation, molecular function: RNA polymerase II cis-regulatory region sequence-specific DNA binding; DNA-binding transcription factor activity, RNA polymerase II-specific. The transcript is spliced from 2 exons. NCBI's taxonomy places the organism in Eukaryota, Metazoa, Chordata, Actinopteri, Cichliformes, Cichlidae. Gene Ontology annotation, biological process: regulation of transcription by RNA polymerase II.
AUGACAGCCUCUCUGGUACUCAACCCUCGCUGGCCAGUGGAAACGGUAAUGUUUGUGUAUGACAACAACGUGGACGACUUGAACAAGAACAUGGAGGGGCUGGUAGGCAGCGGCAACUUUGCCGCUGCCACUGCAGCAAGCCAGUGCCGCAACAUCAUGGCACAUUCGGCAGCCGCCGCUGCUCUGGGAGGUCACCCGUCCAGCUUGGUGCAUUCUUCAGGUGGGUAUUCCACAGUGGAUGUGUCCGCUUCAGGCUCCGGUGAUACCGCUGCCCCUUCGGGGAAGCAAUGUGCGGCUGUGCCGCACCAGAGCUCGUCGGCCGCAACCGCUUUACCCUACAGCUACUUUGGUAACGGCUACUACCCGUGCAGGAUGGGUCGGGGUCCUCUUAAGUCAUGCACACAAGCGGCCGGAGCCGCUCUCAGCUCACAGUACAUGGACACAACGGUGAGCUCAGACGAAUAUCCGAACCACCGGGCCAAGGAGUUCGCCUUUUACCAUGGCUAUGCCAGCCCAUACCAGUCGAUGGCCAGCUACCUGGAUGUGUCGGUGGUCCAAACGCUGGGCACCGGGGAACCGCGCCAUGACACCCUGCUGCCCAUGGAUAGCUACCAGCCCUGGGCUCUGACCAAUGCCUGGGGAGGACAGAUGUACUGCUCCAAAGAUCAGGGACAGGCCGGCCACCUCUGGAAGUCCGCUCUGGCUGAUGUGGUGGCGCACCAGAACGACGGCUUGUCUUUCCGCCGAGGUAGGAAGAAGCGGAUACCUUACACCAAGGUCCAGCUCAAAGAGCUAGAGAAAGAGUACGCAGCCAACAAGUUCAUCACAAAGGACAAGAGGAGAAAGAUUUCGGCCGUGACCAACCUGUCAGAGCGACAGAUUACCAUCUGGUUCCAGAACAGGAGGGUGAAGGAGAAAAAAUUCGUGGCCAAAGUGAAGAGCAGUACUCCAUAG